Messenger RNA from Ostertagia ostertagi, 255 nucleotides. Lineage: Eukaryota; Metazoa; Nematoda; Chromadorea; Rhabditida; Trichostrongylidae. The record is from the annotation of a GenBank genome assembly.
AUGUCCAGCUUGUUUCCAUCACGUGUCCUUCUUGCCAUCAGAAUUACUGCCUUGGUCAUCGCCACGAGAAAGAUCACAAUUGUGGACAAGCCAGAGGCAGUCCUGCUCUUUCAAAGGCUGCGUAAGCAUACGUUCAGGAAAUCUCCGAGGACGAGGACUUUGGCAAGAGCAUUAGCAGAAUCUAUGGAUGAAGUCUCCAUAAGUCCCGAAGAGCGAGAUAGGAGGUCGGCGGAACAGUUGCAGGCGCAGGAGUAU